ACUGGAUCUUAAGACCUGGGCUGUGCUUACUGGCAGCUCGACAAAAACAGUAUGUUCUUUGCCUGUCUAUUCGCACAAGGUGACAGUAACAAACAAGGAGUCUCUCCAUUUAAUGUCAGGAUUACAGUAUCACCGUUUUUAUAAUACGCUCGUCACAUCAUGUAAAAUGGAUUUUAGGAAAGCGUAUUUUAAUCUUAAAACUCUGUUUUUGACAACGAUGAUGUUCAAAUGGGGAAUCUUCUGCACAGCUGCACCUGACAAAUGCCUGUCUGCACCUUGUCAAAAUGGAGCCACCUGUGUGGACACAACGGAUGAUUAUGCUUGCAUUUGUGUCAAUGAAGGAGUGAGAUACAUGGGCAAAAACUGUGACCGACUCUAUGAUGCUUGUUCCUUUGCACCAUGUGAAAACUGCCUCAGCACUCUUGGUAUGCCAGAAUACCAUUGCAUCUGCCCAAGUGGCCUAUCGGGUGAUAACUGUGCGGAGGAGAUGGACGAAUGCCUGAGUAGCCCCUGCUCUGAGCCACGUUAUUUGUGUGUAGAUCAACUCAAUGGAUACUUCUGCAGGUGUCCCGCUGGUUAUGGAGGGCCAGGAUGCCACCAACGUGUAACUGAUUGCAUUGACGAACCCUGCAUGAACAAUGGGACCUGCAUUUUUCACCCACAAGGCUUUAAAUGCCAAUGUGCACAAGGAUAUGAAGGAAAAACGUGUGAGGAAGAUAUAAAUGAUUGUUUGUCGGAGCCUUGUCAAAACGGUGCUCUCUGUAUUGAUGGAGUGGCAGAGUUCCAUUGCUUCUGUGUGCCAGGUUUUCAGGGCUACACCUGUGAAAUUGACAUCAAUGAGUGUGCAUCAAGACCAUGUGACAACAAUGCUACUUGCAUCAAUGAAAAGGACCACUAUACGUGUGAGUGCCUCAUGGGCUUUACAGGAAUCAACUGUGAAACUGAAAUUGAUGAGUGUGAAGUGGAUCCCUGCCACAAUGGAGGCACCUGCCACGACGGUAUUGGCAUUUACUCAUGUGAAUGUCUACCUGGGUUUGAAGGCAUCAGUUGUGAAGCUAACAUUGAUGAGUGUGCAAGUAAGCCAUGUAACAAUGGAGGUGGCUGUCGUGACAUGGUCAACAGUUAUGAAUGCGACUGCGGUGACACCGGAUUUGAGGGCGUCCAUUGUGAAGUGGACAUCGCUGAAUGUGCGUCUCAUCCCUGUCAACAUGGUGCUACGUGCCUGGAGGGAGUGAAAGAUUAUACUUGCGUCUGUUGGCCAGGUACCUGAACUAUAUGUCAAACACCAAACAUUUGCGCAAACACCUUCUACUUAGAUGGACAUGUACAGCAUGUACAGUGCAUUUUCAAGUCAUCCUGUGUGGCUUAAAAAUGCAAUUUGAAGGGCUCCAAAGUGAAGAAAAUCAUCCAUCAAUUUUCCAAUCCGCUUAUUCUCACAAGGCCCAUGGGGGGUGUUGGAGCCUAUCCCAGCCGUCUUCGGGCCAUAGGCGGGGAACACCCUGAAUCGGUUGCUAGCCAAUCACAGGGAACACACAGACGAACAACCAUCCAUGCUUACACACACACCUCGGGACAAUUUAGAGCAGGGGUCUCCAACUGCGGGCCUGGAUGGCUACUGUCGUGCCUGUUUUCCGUCUUUCCCAGCUGCAACACACCUGAUUUAAACAAUCAGCUCAUCAGCCAGCUCUGAAUCAGCAUUAGAACGAUCCUGAUUAUUUGAAUCAGGUGUGUUGCUCCUGGGAGAGCUGGAAAACAGGCAGGACAGUAGCACUCCAGGCCCGUGGAUGGAGACCCCUGAUUUAGAGUGUUCAAUCAGCCUGCCAUGCACGUUUUUGGAAUGUGGGAGGAAACCGAAGUACCCGGUAAAAACACACGCAGGCAUGGGGGGAACAUGCAAACUCCACACAGGGAGGCCAGAGCUGGAAUUGAACCAGUGCGAGGUUGACGCGCUAACCACUGUAUUAAGGUUUUUAAUAUUAAUAUAUUAAUCAUUAAGAUUGUCAAGAAAUGUUAUCAAGAAACUAAUAGCUAUUGAUAGAUUAUAAAUUUACUAGCCUGAUUUUAAGCUGUACGACGUGUGUUUUUAUGUGAAGAGGGCAAACACGAUGCAUUCAUUGACCUCAGAUAUUUUGUAUUAGAAACAAUUUACCGACAGGUUGUUUGUGUUGUGUUGUCCGAGAGUGUAUUAAGCCAUUGCUUAAUUUAACAAAGCAGCAGUCAGGGUACCUCAAACUAGCAAGGGUACCUCAAACUAGAAAGUGUGUGGCUCCUCAAGAAUAUGACUCCCGAUUUUUACCCUUGCUGAGGAGCGUCCAAACCGCUAGUCAAGUAGCACGUCAAACUAAGUGGAUCACUUAGUUUCUGACCAUGUUUUAGGUUUACCAGCAAUAAGACAUGCUAGAUUUUGGCGUCAUCUCCUUCUUGCAACUUCCAACAACUACUCUGUCCUCGCAUAGAGACAAACAUUUUCUUUUCCCCACCCAUGUCCUACAUUUCUAGUUUUUCAUUUUUUUUCCGGGGUCGGCGGGAAGACUCUUUUUUUGCUUUUGUAAGCAGAGAAGGAUCGAUUUUUGCUGUGCAGACUUCGGCUCCUCAACUUCUCUACUGCCUUUGCUCCCAAAUCUCCAGACGACUAAACGUAUGUAUGGACUCAUGCACCAUUAGCACCCUUCUCCUUGAGAGGCUUUCCUUGGUACAAAGACGGCCCAUCAGCUAGAGCAGAAUGGUUUGAUAGCUGUAGAUGUGGCAGACACAACAGAAAGUGUCAGUUGUAACUGACCUACUAGUUCGGUUAGCAUUAGCUCUAAGAUUCUUGCCAAUUGUGCCGAGCAUGUUCAAAUAAGAUAAGAUAAGAUAAGAUAAGAAAACCUUUAUCAGUCUCGCAAUGGAGAAAUUCCCGAUUCACAGCAGCAAAGUUAUGAAAGGAAGAAGUAGAACAACAAAAUAUAGGAGCUGCUGGAAAGGCAGCCACUCUCGCGGCACCAUUUUAAAGUCAAAAUAACAAAAAUAACACAACACAACACAUAGGACACAAACAGUCGUGCAAUCUUCACCACUUUUCUGCAUACACUUUGUUGUCUGAAUCAGUUAUACUGUAGAUGGAAAAGGAGAGGAUCAAAGUGUCCUUAUGCAGAGAUUUAGCCCCUGAGCUAGUCUCACCUCACUCCGGUCUCCUGGCUCCCACACCUUAGCUACAGGACACUCGAGCUCUCAUCAUAUUUAAACCCUUGCCUAUGAAACGCAAUGAUUGGACUAACUAGUCAGCAAAUUAUUCUCGCUUAAUAAGUAGCUGGCAAUUUUCGUAGUAAGCAGGGAUUGCGGUUGGUAGGUAAUGGCGCCUGCUUUUGGGUAGACUUGGCCUGCUGAGGUUGGACAACUUUCAUCCAUCACACUUUUUAGAAAUAUAGACUCUUGUUAGAUGCUUCCAUGACAGCACACAUUAGAGCAGGCUGGGUUACAGCAGAUUUGUGAGAUUGUAAAAACGGGUGUGGAGCGGCGAAGAUUUGCAAGUGUGUGCCCACACAGUGAGGUUUUUUUUUUUUUUUUUUGGACGGAAUCACAGGUUCGAGCCCCAAGUUAGGUGGUCAUCGCAAGAUCAAAAACGUCACCAACUGCACAUAGAGAACCACCCAUAGAGAUAUUAAAUUCGAAUGAAAAAUCUCUAAUGUUGAAUGGGGGUACAUGGAAACAGUUAGCAUGAGGCAGCAUGGCUCAAUGGUAGAGUGGUUGGGGGUUCAAUCACCAGCCAUGUUGACCAUGUUGUAGUGUCAUUGAGCAAGAUGCUGAACCCCCUGUUGCUCCUGAUGCUGCGUCAAUCAGUAUUUCUUUAAUGUAUUCAGAACCCAAACCAUUCCGUAUUUUAAGACCAUUAUCAGAAUGUCACCAGUCAUUCAACAGCUAAGUGGGAGCCAGGAAAAAGCCUUUAGGACUGGAGUAAUAUAUUCUAACAUUUUGGUCGUGGUCAGAAAACAAACUGCAAAAUUCUGAAUGAGGUGCAGUUGUUUGAUGCUCUUUUGAUGGAAUCCGGAAAAAAAGAUUGUUAUAGUAAUCAAGUCUGCUUGCAGCAUGCAAAGGUUGUUUUAGUGAUUGAUUUUAUACGAUUGCUUCAAGUCAGGUCUGAGUCUAUCAGCACCCCAAAGAUUCUAGACUUGGUCUUUGGUUUCUAAAGGCAGUGAUUCCAGGUGUUUUCUAACAGUAAUUCUCUUUUCUUUAUUACCAAAAACAAUCACCUCUGUUUUGUUUAGAUGCUUCUCAGCCAUUUUGAUAGCCACAUGAUUUGGCUGAAGCACUUACCCCCUUGUCGGGAGGCCUGCUCAUGAAUAUCUCUAGGAUUCAGAGAUUGCUUUUUUUGUAGAAAGCUUAACAAAGUUAUUUCUUCAGUACCUCUGACUGUUUUAUCAACAUAUCAGAUGCUACUGUGUGAAUUAUAACUGUUCUGACACUUGGAUGCUCAGUAGUGAUCUCAGCUUAAGAAAUAUCAGAAACUAUGUCAUGAGCAAAACACAGAACCUUUGAGUGUUUUCUGCUACAUAGAUGUUUGACGGCAAAUAAGGCUUUGUAGCCGAUUAGUGUUUGUUGCUCAGUAACUGCUUCCAUUUGCUGAGAGGCUCCACCUUCAUACCUUGCAUUGGUACUGUGAUCAACCAAAGCUUGUUGGUCAGAUGACAGUCAAGCGAACCUGUUUCUCAGUUCAAAACAUGUGCAUUGUUUUUGUUAUCCAUAAGAUGAUUUCCUUUUUCUUGUUGGUGCCAAAGUCUAAAGCUGAUUUCUUGGUGGCGCGACCUCUUGCGUGAGCUGAUGAGGGGGCAAGGUGAUGAUGACCUAAGUGGAUGUCGCUGUACAGGUUCUGCUCCAAAUGAUCUGGAAAAUAUCUGCACCAACUGAUCUUGACAGGAUCUGAGCUGGACCAUCCAGUUGGAGACGCUGCUGUGGAGAUUUCUUCAUUGAACAAUCGGCAUGGGAUUUGAAGAGGACCCGCAUCUCCGAAGGCAUCUUCCUGCAGUGUUUUAUCUUAUGAAACAGAGUCUUACAUUUUUUGUAACUACCCUAUAAAGCACCAUAUUGUGUUAAAUGUUACUCACUCUGCAUCCACGGCAGGGUAGUUAUUUUGAAAGUGGGAUUCCCCCAUCGCUGGCCUCUUCAAGGUUUCUCAUUUUUCCCCUGAGUGUAUUUUUUUAUGUUUUUCCUUGCACUCCUCGGGGCCAAGAUUAGGGGAUGUCAAUACUGUAUUUGUCAAAUGUAGGCACAUGAAGUCCAUUGAGAUUUUUCUGUGAUUACGGCUAUAUAAAUAAAUUUUACUUGACUAUUAUAUGGACUCUUGUGAUGUUGAAGUUAACAAUGUAUAGCACCACAUAAUAUGUUAAAUUUCAUCUUGCUCAGUAGACUCUUACAUUUUUCUAACUAACAUUGUGCAAAACCAUUUUGGAUUACAUGUUGCCUAAUCAACAUUGAUUGCAACCUGGCCAUCUCUGGGCCCUUCUCAAGGGCACUCCCUUUUUCCCCAUAUGAGGUUUAUGAGCUUUUCAUUGCCCUCUUGGGGUGGGGGGUAGAGUGGGUGGAGGUACAGUAAUCCCUUGUUUAUCGCGGUUAAUGGGGACCAUAACCACCCGCGAUAAACGAAAAUCCGCCAAGUUGUGACCAAUUAACAUAUACAGUUUUUUUUUUUUUUAAAGUCCGCAAACAGUCCGGGAGAAGCUGCAAAACAACAGCGAGUCACAUAGAGCAACAUAUACAGUACUGUACUCCAUUUGGGAUUUUUUUUUUUAAUGAAUAUGUUAGAAAAAAUCUGCGAUGAACCGAAUCCGCGAUAAACGGACCGCGAAAUAGCGUGGGAUCACUGUUGAUCAGGGAAUGUGAUCAAUAUGUGUUUACUGUGACUCUUUUCUUGUUAAGGGUUAUAUAAAUACUGUAUUUUCUGCACUGUAAGGCACUUCAGAUAAUAAAGCACAGCUUCAAUGAAUGGCCUGUUUUAAAACUGUUUUUAUGUAUAGGGUACACUGCAUUAUGAAGUGCAUUGAAUAGAAGCUGAAAUAGUGGCUGUGGUUCCGCUAUGGAUCCAUUAUAAUAUCAGGGGUGCCCAAACUUUUCGGAUCGUAGAUCUACUUUUCGAUCAACUAACCUCCUGGGAUCUACCCUUACCGGCACGCGCACGCGCGCACACACACACACACACACACACACACACACACACACACACACACACACACACACACACACACACACACACACACACACACACACACGCACUCAC
Molecule: messenger RNA, 6250 nt
Organism: Hippocampus zosterae (dwarf seahorse)
Lineage: Eukaryota; Metazoa; Chordata; Actinopteri; Syngnathiformes; Syngnathidae
Product: fibropellin-1-like
Exons: 5
Coding region: 113-1270 (385 amino acids)
Biological process (GO): Notch signaling pathway
Molecular function (GO): Notch binding; calcium ion binding
Source: RefSeq, a predicted model, not a curated record